AAAAGGAGGAGAGGUGCAGAGAAAGAGAUCAGAAGUCAUGGAGUCGAGUCGGAGUCUGAAGCUGCCGUUGGUCUCUCUGAUGAUGAUGAUGAUGAUGAUGGUGAUGAAGAUCUCUGCUGCAUCACAACAGAACUUCUGCUCCAACUCCACCGUGUUGAGGACUCGGACCGCGUGCCACUCGUGCAACAUCGGCGCGCUGAUGUCAUGUCCCUCCGGAUACAGACGCACGCCUGGGUCCACCCAGCAGGACUGCAAGUACUACAUCCGGACUCCGAACCUGAAGCUGCCGAUCAGCGGCUGCUCCUUCGAGUGCUACAAGGAGGCCCAGGUGAAUAGCUGCUGUCCAGGCUUCUGGGGGCCCGACUGUACCGAGUGUCCCGACCGGGCCGACAGACCCUGCAGCAACAGAGGAGUGUGUUCUGACGGCAUGGGAGGAAACGGGACCUGCAGCUGUCAGGUGGGUUUUGCAGGAACUGCGUGUGAGGACUGUUCUCCUGGUCGAUACGGCUCCUCCUGCUCCUCAGAGUGUCUCUGUGUCCACGGUCUGUGUGCCUCGGGUCUGAACGGGGACGGGAGAUGCACCUGUUUCUCCGGAUACACCGGGGACAACUGUGACCGAGAGUUACCUGAGUGUGCGUCUGUCCCCUGUGUGUCCCAGAGUUACCUGAGUGUGUGUCUGUCCCCUACCAGGACCCAGUGGAUCCCAGCCCCAGACCCCAGUGAUCCCAGUGGAACCCCAGGAAACCCCUGUGUGUAUCCCAGGAAACCCCAGUGUGGCCCCAGUGUGUGUGGACCCCAGGAAUGUGUGGAAACCCCAGGAAACCCCUGGUGUGUGGAAACCCCUGUGGCCCCUGGAAACCCUCAGGGAAACUGGUUUCAGCGGGUAGCUACGGACGCAGGCGUGGCGACGAAUUCUCAUGGUCAGGAGUUUACGGAGGCUUUCGCCACGCCGAAAUCCGCUGGGCCGCUCUACGAUGACCGGGAACCCAUUAACCCGUGUCUCCGGCGGGUCUGCCACGUCCAGGCGUCCUGCGUCCACACCGGUCCCAACCAGCACCUGUGUGCCUGUAACCGUGGUUACAGCGGCGACGGACGGGUGUGCGUGGCGAUCGACCCGUGUCAGAGCCGCCAUGGAGGCUGCCACGCCGAGUCCACGCGCUGCGUCUACGAUGGACCGGGAACGUCUCACUGUGAGUGUCUCCCUGGUUUCGAGCGUCUGUUGGACAUGUCCUGCAGCCUGAGGGACGCCUGUAGACCCGACUCCUGCCACCGGGACGCUAACUGCACCACGGUCGGCCCGGACCGAGUCCAGUGCACCUGUCUCCAGGGUUACCUUGGUAACGGUAAAGUGUGUUACGGCAACAUCGUCCAGCGUCUGAACGAGCUGAACACGGAGCCGGGAGGACAGUGGAGCGGCCAGCUGAGCAGCGCCAUCACUCUGCUCGGUCCUCUGGUCUGGCAGCUCCAGAAUUUGGGACCUUUCACUCUGUUUGUCCCGAUCAACAAAGGCUUCAAAGGAACUUCACUGAAGACGCUGACUGCUGAUUCGUCUAAAGCUAAGUACCUGUGUAAGAUGCACCUGGUUGCCGGGGUGAUGCCGUUUGACACUCUGAAGAAAACGGACGUCUUCUACACCCUGACGGGAAAAUCAGCCGAGACGGACACAUCAGAGGGGGACCUCCAGACUAAGAUCCGUCUCCAUGGCAGCAGGAAGAAGGGCGUGAUCCUACAGCCUGACCUGUUGGCGUCUAACGGGAUGAUCCACGUCAUCAACAAGCUGAUGGACAGCGUGGCGCCCACUGUGGACAGCGACUCGGAGGAGAAUCUGAUGAAGAUCAUUUCUGACUACGGGAAAUUUGACAAGUUCAAGUCGUUGCUGGAGAAAGCUGAUCUGGUCUCGGUCCUGGACCGUCCCGGGCCCAUCACCAUCUUUGCUCCGAGCAGCUCGGCCUUCGCCCUCAUGCCCGACGGUCACCUGACGCACCUGAGCAGCGCCGAGGGUCUCCACAAACUGGUGGAGCUGCUGAGGAACCACAUCGUCCCAUCCACUGCCCUGGAGGUGUUUAAUGCCGUGUCCGGUCCCAGGCUUGUGACGAUGGCCAAUCAGGUUCUGACCAUCAACGUGACGGAGAACGGUCAGAUUUUGGUGAACGGCGCCGCGGUGCUGGAGGCCGCGGUGGAAGCUAAGAACGGGCGCCUGUACGUGGUGGACGGGGUCCUGACUCCGCCCUCCAUCCUGCCGGUGCUGCCUCACCGCUGUGAUGUCACUGAGAACAAGAUCAUCAAGGGUGAAUGUGUCGGCUGCUCCAAAGUCAAACUGUCUCAGUGCUCAACGGGAGUUUAUACGGGCUCGUCUACGUUCGGAUGUGUCUACGUUCUGUCCAUCGGCAGAUCAGCUCUUCAGAUCGCGGCGACGGGCUGCUCGCCGCUCUGCAACGCCACCGUCACGACUCCAGCGUGCUGUAAAGGUUUCUACGGUCCAGACUGUAGUCCCUGUCCCGGCGGGUACCAGACUCCGUGCUCCGGACACGGUCAGUGUCAGGAGGGCAUCGGGGGGAACGGGUCCUGUUUCUGUGACCAGAACUUCAGCGGGUCCAGAUGCCAGUACUGCUCGUCCUCCAGCAGACACGGACCAGGCUGUCUCUCACCCUGUCCCUGCGUCCACGGCCAGUGUGACAACCGUCCGGACUCCGAUGGCCGCUGUAAGCCGGACUCUUGUCUGCCGGGUUUCACCGGACGGUUCUGUGACCGCAGGACGGCGCCGUGUGGCGUUCAGCCUCAGUUCUGUCACGCUCACGCAGACUGCGACUUCAGCCAGCUGGGGACAGCCAGGUGUGUAUGUAAACCUGGUUACCAAGGCGACGGUAUCACCUGUGUGGAGUCCGACCCCUGCGCCCCGCCACUCCGGGGCGGCUGCAGCCUGAACGCUAAAUGUAUAAGGACAGGACCAGGAAGUCACAGCUGCCAGUGUCUGAGUGGAUGGCGAGAGGACGGAGACGAGUGUCAGCCAAUCAACAACUGCAAUGGUCCGGAGAGAGGAGGUUGCCACGCCAACGCCACCUGCAUCUACAUCGGACCCGGACAGAGCGACUGCACGUGUAAAUCAGGCUACUAUGGAAACGGCCGAGACUGUGAAGCUGUGAAUCAGUGCGUGAAUGAAAACGGAGGCUGCCAUUCCCAGGCCAGCUGCCGCCUGCUGUCCUCUGGGUGGGCGUGUGUUUGUGACGGCGGCUACGUUGGAGACGGACGGACCUGCUACGGGACCGUGGAGCAGGUGCUGAUGACCCUGCCGGACGCCUCUGAGUUCUUCGACUGGACAACCAAAUCUGGCCUGUCCUGGACUCUGUCGGACCAGAACGUCACCCUGCUGGCUCCGUCUUCAACUGCCGUCGCAAUGAUGUCCUCAGAGGACAGAAGCUUCUGGACCGCGGCGGGGAACCUGCCAAGUCUCGUCAGGAACCACAUCAUCCCCGGGAUCUUCCCAUUAUCCAGUCUGAGCAGCACUUCCUCUGUGACGUGCCUCCUCAAGACAACACUUCCUGUUUCGACAACCAAUCAGCUGACAGCUGUCGGAGGAGCGACCAUCACCACGUCUAACGUAGCGGCCACCAACGGACUGAUCCACGUCAUCGAUAAGGUUCUGGUUCCUGACAGGAAGAUGAGUGGAGGUCUGCUGGAGACUCUCUCUCAGAGACCGGAGUUCUCUCUGUUCACAUCGUAUCUCAUCGAUUAUAACCUGACCGCCGAGAUCGAACAGGCCGAAGAGUUCACCGUGUUCGCUCCGACGGACGCCGCCGUCACCGAUUACCUCAACAAAAUGGCCGCCACCGCCAUGGAUGUGAACACGACGCGUUACCACGUGGUGGCGUCGGAGCGCCUGCUGAAGACCGACCUGCAGCCGGGAGGAUACAAACAGACGCUGCUCGGCUUCUCCUUCCAGCUCGCCAUCUUCCCCCGGGACGGAAAGUUGUUCGUGAACGACGCUCAGAUAAACUCUUCCAACAUCCUGAGCGGUAAAGGAGUGAUCCACGGCCUGUCAGCUGUUCUACCGAUCAACAGGAACCGCUGCGAUGACUUACGCUACACGAAAGUCAUGGGACCGUGUCUGGACUGCAUCUUCCCUCAGGGAAGAAUCUGCCUGAAUGAAACCAUCCCAGACAAAUGGGCGAAGAAGAGGAAAUGUAUGUACUCUCGGAUGUUUGAGGAUGAGCGUCUGCUGACCAUCGGCUGCCGAGCCACCUGCCUGAAGAAAAACACCGUGCGGAGGUGCUGUGGAGGGUUUUUCGGGGAGCACUGUGAGCCGUGUCCCGGCCCGGAGGGGGCGCCCUGCUUCGGUAACGGGGCGUGUUCGGACGGCACCAGCGGGACCGGAGUCUGUCGCUGUUACAGAGGCUUCAACGGGACAGCGUGUGAAACGUGCGAGAGCGGGAAAUAUGGAGUCCACUGUGAUCAGGAGUGCGGCUGUAAUAACGGCCGCUGUAACGGCGGGCCGAACGGAGACGGGACGUGCGAGUGUGACGUCGGCUGGAGAGGAGUCUUCUGUGAUGAGAAGAUUGAAUCCACAGCGGAUGAACUGUGUGGCUCCGUGAAAUGUCACACCAGCGCAAAUUGUGUGAUACGACCGUCCGGCACUCAGUGUCUCUGUGCUGCCGGUUUCCAGGGAAAUGGGUCUUUCUGUCAAGCGACAGACGUGUGUUUGGUGGAUAACGGCGGUUGCAGCCUGUACGCCGUCUGUAAGAGGACUCGGCCCGGCCGCAGAGACUGCAGCUGUAACAGCGGUUACCAUGGAGACGGACUCGUUUGUGUCGAAAUCAACCCGUGUCUGGAAGGAAACGGUGGUUGCCACGCCAACGCAGAAUGUGUUCACGUCGGACCAAACAAAACUUCCUGUUCCUGCAGCGACGGUUACUCAGGCGACGGACAGAUCUGCAAGCCGAUCGACUUGUGUCGGAAGAAAAACGGCGACUGCCACCAGUUCGCAGUCUGCAACAUGACGGGUCCGGGUGUUCGCAGCUGCAGGUGUCGCGCAAACUACAUCGGGGACGGCAUGACCUGCAAAGGCCACGUGGCGAGGGAGAUCAGGAAGCUAACUGAGUUUUACCACAAUGUGAUGACGGCCGACAUUCCUCUGAAAGGCCGUGGCCCGUUCACCGUCUUCCCUCCCAAAGGGGACGCCUUCAAAGCCGACAGAAACGGCGACGGAAAGAUCAAAUUUCUGAGGUCGAGAAACGAUAAUGAAGCGCUUGGCGCCGUUGUGCGCAGCCACAUUGUGAUGUGUCACACGCUGUUGGCUGCUGACCUGAGUCGACCCCGAAACAUGACGUCCCUGUCUGGACUCGUCCUGACCAGCCGGGCCGUCCAGGGAAGCAUCUUCAUCAACGAGGCCAACGUGACGUACAGCGACAGCGUCAGCGUCAACGGGAUCUUUCACGAGAUCGACAAGAUUCUGUUUCCUCCCAACGUGGGAACGGAAACUCAGCCGGCCGCUCGGCUGAACCUGUCUGAUGUGGCUCAGCGUCACGGUUAUAAAACCUUCUACAACCUGCUCCAGGACUCCAGCGUGACGGACCUGUUGAAAGACGAGAUAUACCAGCCGCUCACGGCCUUCCUGCCGUCGGACGGCGCCAUGGCGUCUCUGCCGUCGGAGCAGAGGGACUUCCUGUUUCACCAAGACAACCGAGCACAGCUGGCCGAGUACCUGAAGUACCACAUCCUAAUGGGGAAGAAGGUUUACGCUGAAGGUCUGGUCCAUCUGGACUCGGCUCGGACCCUUCAGGGCUCGCCGCUUUCCUUCACCUGCGGAGGGACGGACGCCAUCGGAGAGAUCUUCGUUAACGAUGGAAAGUGCCGGAUCGUUCAGAGACACCUCGUGUUUGCCGGCGGCAUCGCCUACGGGAUCGACUGCCUGCUGACGCCACCGAGUCUCGGGGGCCGCUGCGACGAACACAAGACCUUCGACAUGACGAUGAGCUGUGGGUACUGCUCCUCUUCAGUUUCUCGCUGCCCCAUAGGCUCAAAACUAAAGGAGACCCAGAAGUGCGAUCUUCCCAAAUUCUCCAUCACUAAGAACUCCGGCUGUCGCAGCAUCUGCACCGUGCCCUUCUGGCAACCAAAGUGUUGUCAUGGUUACUACGGACGGGACUGUCUGGUGUGUCCCGGCGGCGUCGGCUCUCCCUGCAGCAACCACGGUAACUGUGACGAUGGUCACCUGGGUAACGGCACCUGCACCUGUGAUGCGGGGUUCGGGGGCGUGGCCUGCGAGCUGUGCAGCGACGGAUUCUACGGAGCGAGCUGUAAACCCUGUAACUGCUCUGAACACGGCUCGUGUGAUGCCGGGCGUAAAGGUUCGGGCUCGUGUUUCUGUGAAGCGGGCUGGACCGGAGAGAGCUGCCAGACGCCGCAGGGUGAAGUCCCCGAGUGUUCUCCACCUUGCGCUACGAAAGCCGUCUGUCGGCAGAACAACACCUGCGUGUGUCGGCCAUUUUAUGAAGGAGACGGAUACACCUGUACAGUGAUGGACGUGUGCGGGACGUGGAACGGCGGCUGCGCUAAAGGAGCCAAGUGUUCUCAGAGAGGCGAGACGGUGACCUGUUCGUGUCCUAAAGGUCACGCCGGAGACGGCUUCACCUGCCAGCCCAUAGACCCCUGCGUCGCCGGGGACAACGGCGGCUGCCACGAGCACGCCACGUGCACCAUGACAGCUCCGGGGAAGAAGAAGUGCACCUGUAAGGACAACUACGUCGGAGACGGAGUCACCUGCGACGCCAAACAGCUGCCGAUCAGCCGCUGUCUCCAGGACAACGGACGAUGCCAUCAAGACGCCAAAUGCACCGACCUCCACUUCGAAGAUGCGAAGCUCGGUGUGUUUCACGUGCGUUCAGGUGACGGUCAGUACAAACUGAACUUCUCUGCGGCUCAGCAGGCCUGCGCCGCAGAGGGAGGCCGCCUCGCCACGUACAACGAGCUGUCCUACGCUCAGCAGGGCGGGCUGAACAUGUGUUCUGCCGGCUGGUUGGACGGCGCCCGCGUGGCGUACCCCACCACCUUCUCCAACCCAAACUGCGGCUUUGGACACGUCGGCAUCGUAGACUACGGCGUCCGCAAAGAGGGCGAGAGCUUCGACGCCUUCUGCUUCAGGAUGAAGGAGGUGACGUGCGAGUGUCGGCCCGGUUUCGUUGGAGACGGAUUCAGCUGCACGGGAAACCUGCUCCAGGUCCUCCAGUCCACACCCCGAUUCUCCAACUUCCUCACACAAAUCCUGAACUGUUCUGCCGAGUCGGAGUCCGGCCGGCAGUUUGUGCAGCGUCUCGGUAACCUGACGGUCCAGAAGACGCUGUUUGUUCCCGAAAACAGCGGCCUGCCCGGCAACCAGGUGACUCGCGCUGCAACAGCAGCUUUUAUACCUUGGGCCCUAUCUUGCAGCGCAAAGCCAGACGCAAGUGUCUUUGCUAGUUUUGCCAGUUUCACGUCCAGCGCCCGCAAGGUGUGUUCAGGUGCAUUCUGGGCGUGCUGGUCUUACAGGGUGUGGUUUUUAACAUUUGGGUUACCCUAUUUUAACGAUGUAAUUAAUCUUGUUUUCUCCUUUCAGGCGUCUCGUUACAUCAACGACCGCUUUGUCACAGACUCGGACAUACCGGCUUCAAACGGCAUCAUCCACGUCCUGCAGGGGCCGCUGCAAGCCCCGCCCCCUCGCCAGGAGAGUCGUGCGGCCCACAAAGCGGGGAUGGGUGUGGGAGUGGUGCUGCUGAUCGUCGUGGUUUUGGCCGUCGUCUUCGUUGGAUUUCAUUUCUACAGACACAGCAGCAAACCUUUCCACUUCCACUACUUCAAGGAUGAAGAAGCAGAAGAAGAAGAAGCUCCAGCUGUGCACGGCGGUCGCAGCAUCUGUAAUCCAGUUUAUGAAGCCGCUCCAGAAACUGCUGAGUCACCCAACACUUCUGAUGAUGUGAUGGCCGAGGACAAACACGAGGUGGUGAACGGGGGAUCGUAUCGUACCUUGGGCAUCAUCAGGUCCCGUGAGAUUUGA
Perca fluviatilis (European perch) is the source of this 8026-nucleotide messenger RNA. It is a transcript of the gene stab2, whose product is annotated as stabilin 2. The transcript is spliced from 72 exons. Lineage: Eukaryota; Metazoa; Chordata; Actinopteri; Perciformes; Percidae. Gene Ontology annotation, molecular function: calcium ion binding; hyaluronic acid binding. Gene Ontology annotation, biological process: cell adhesion. The record is from RefSeq and is a predicted model, not a curated record. The coding region runs from base 38 to 8026 and encodes 2662 amino acids.